UUUGCAGCUAUAGCCCAGCUACGCCCUGUUGCUGUCUUUGGGGCGAGACCACUCUGUAAAGGCGAGAGGUUUUUCUUUGCAAAUAAGAGUUUAAAAGGUAAAAGAAGACUGAUUUUGGCUAGGAAGAGACUUGCAGUGCCUUACUUUGCACAAUGGCACUGGGCUACGGUCUUGGUUCGUUGUUAUUAGUCGCACUAUUUCACUCUGUCUCGUCUCAGUCCAUUGCUGAGUUCCCCCAAGCAGUUUCAAUUUCUUUAAACAAACCCAUCACUGCCUCUUCAACCUGCGGAGUGACUACUGAGCAGGAAUACUGCCAAUAUGCUAUUAGCCUUGAAGACUCCAUAGAGCCAAAUUGCAUGAGCUCAGUCUGCAAUGAUACUUGCACAUUCUCCAGCACUUCACCUGUCCCCCAGGAUCUCCCUAUGCUAGGAACCUAUGGAAGUGGAGUAACAGACGUAUCAGGGCGUAGUGGCUCUGACUCUGCCAUCAAAUUUGCCAACUCUUUCAUUUCAAUACCUUCGUCAAACAUUUCCCAGUUUGGAGGGAAUGGGUUUACAUUUGCAUCAUGGAUAAAGCAAGACUCUGGCAACACUGGGUCUCUUAUCUCAAAAUCAAUAUCAGAUGGCACUGAUAGGACUUAUGCAAUAUCAAUCACGGAAUCAAGUCUGACAUUCAACUAUCAUCCAAACACCCUCAUCUCCGGCUACUCAACGCUGACUGUCACUGAUUCUGUUGAUCUCUCGUCUGAUUACUGGCAUCACAUAGCAGUCACUGUCUAUCAGAAUGACUUUGCAUUCUAUAUCAAUGGGAGCAUUGUUAAUGCAACUGGAUUGGUCAGCUCUAUUACUGAUUCUACUAACACUGUAUAUCUAGGACAAAUAGCUCCAGGCAUGCAGGCUUUUAAUGGGCUCAUGCAAGAUGUAUAUUUCUAUUCUCAAGCUCUCACUGAAAGGGAAGUACAGGAACUAGUAACUGAUAAUUUCCCAUAUCUGCACUUGAGUACAGACUGUCGCUGCCCAUCUUCACAUCCUGUCAUCAAUAGCCUAAGCUUAGACAGAUGCAUACAACACACAGGUGUUACGACUGGGCGUGGCUCCGUUGUUCGUAUCAAUGCAAACUCUCAUCCGGCUGGCUAUGCAAACGAUAAUAUUUACGUGACUAGUUGGAUCUCGGCUAUUGAUGAGAGAGAGGUUAACAUGACUAUGUCCCUUGUUCAAGGCUCAGCGUCAGCCUAUGAGUUAAUAUUUGUCUUUAUCACCUACGGCGCUCCUGCCCCUAAAGCUGCCAUAUUACAAAAGUCAAUUGAUGGAGGACAGUCUUUCGUACCAAUGCAGUACAUGGCCGAUGACUGUCCCUCUUAUUUUGGCAUUGCUAAUGACCAGCCUUUGACCUAUCCUGAUGACGUUAAUUGUAUUACUUCAUAUUCAAGUCGAACUCCAAUCAAUGAUGCCGCAGUUCGACUCAGAUUCCUUAAUCCUCAAGUUCGUCCUGGUAAUAUUAACAACGAUCCUGAGCUACAGGAUUUUGUGACGGCUGAUCACCUCCAGAUCUCUCUCCUUGAUUUCUUCACCGAUAACACGACGGCCAGUCAUCGCUAUUAUGAUAUAGUAGAGAUAACUGUGGCAGCAAGGUGCGCUUGCUAUGGACAUGCAUCAAGAUGCUCUAAUGACUUGCAAUCAAUUUGUGAAUGUGUCCAUAACACACAAGGGGAUAGAUGCAACGAGUGCCUGCCUUUAUAUAAUAACAAGCCGUGGAGAAGAGGCAUAUCAACUCAAGCAAAUCCUUGCAUAAUAUGCAACUGUAACAAUCAUGCCAACUCCUGUGUUUAUAAUGCAACGCUUGAUCCGUUCCCUGAUAGCUUUGAUUCAGGAGGUGGAGGUGUCUGUACCAACUGUCAAGAUAAUACAGAGGGCAGAUAUUGUGAGUCUUGCUCUGACGGUUACUACAGACCGGCAGGAGUCUCACCGUCCAAUAGCAGUCCUUGUACACCUUGUAACUGUCACUCCACUGGUUCCACUGGACCUGUCUGUAUAAAGGCCGAGGGGAUACCUGGUGAAGUGGUUGGACAGUGUCCUUGCAGAGAUAACGUGAGAGGGAGGGCUUGCGAUGAGUGUGCCGAUGGCUUCUUUAAUUUAACUGCUGGCUGCCAGUCAUGCCAUUGCAAUACUGAUGGAACAAUUGGUGGUUCUAUUUCGUGCAAUGAGAACACUGGGAAGUGCUCGUGUAAACUGAACGUCGAGGGACUUAGGUGUGAUCAAUGCGUUAAUGGUACACAAGGUCUCAGCAGUACUGAUCCCAAUGGCUGUUCUCCUUGCACCUGUAAUGCAACUGGAUCAAUACAGGGAUCUACCUGUAACCCUGAAACUGGUAGGUGCAGCUGCAAACCAGGAGUGACUGGCCCUGCUUGUGAUACUUGUCUUGAUGAGUUUCACAGUUUCUCUUCCUCUGGCUGUCAGUCUUGCACUUGCUUUGUAUCAGGAGCUGUCAAUAACUCCUGCAGCUCUACUGGAAUCUGUACUUGUUUGCCUGGCUUUACUGGCGACCUCUGUGAUAGCUGCUCUACUGGAUACUACAAUAGCUCUGGGUCUUGCCUACCUUGUGACUGUAACCCUCCUGGAACAAUUAGUGAGGAAUUGAAUCAAUGCAAUGAAACCAAUGGACAAUGUUCUUGUAAAGAGAAUGUGCAAGGAAGAGCAUGUGAUACUUGUAUCUCAGGCUACACUAACCUCCAAGGAUCAAACUCCCUUGGAUGCAGUCCUUGUGAUUGCGUAUUGGGUAACACCCAGUCUCUUGAAUGUGACCCGGUCUCCUCCCAGUGUCCCUGUCUCUCGUAUGCAACUGGACUGAGUUGUGAUAUAUGUCAAGAUGGUUUCUUUCCUAAUUCGUCAUCCUCUGGUACUUGUAUGCCUUGUGGUUGCAGUGAACAAGGAUCUCUUAAUUCAACCUGUAAUGAUGAUGGACAGUGCUACUGCAAUGGAUUCACUAGUGGCAGAACAUGCAGCUCUUGUGGGGUUGGUCAAUAUGGCUUUCCCAAUUGUCAAAAUUGUCAGUGUAAUUCCACUGGUAGUCUUGAUUCAGUUUGCAAUGUCACCAAUGGAGAGUGUCACUGCAAGUCUUUCGUAACUGGCAUGAACUGUGAUACAUGUCGCAGUGGCUAUCAACUCCUUCAAGCUGGUAAUCCUUUUGGAUGCUCAAAAGCUCCUGAAGGUCAAAACCCACCUACACUCCAAUCAAGGACGUCAAUCUCAAUAGACAUAGCCUGGAGUCCUCCUGAGCAACCCAAUGGGGUCAUCAACCAGUACAAACUAUACAGGAACAAUACUCUAAUUGCCACACUAUCCGAAUCAACCAGACACUACAAUGACACUGGACUCACCCCUCACACUACAUACAGCUAUCAAGUGGAAGCUUCUAAUGUUAUUGACUCUAUUAGGAGCAUUGGAUUUACUAUCCAGACACUUCAAGCUGCUCCACAAGAAGUGAAUCCGCCUUCCUUUGUAGUACUGAAUGCAACAGCAGUCCAAGCACAAUGGCAAGCACCUAACAUCAGUAAUGGAGUCAUCAUAGAAUAUAGACUGAUACUUACUGCAGUGGAUGGUGAAACAUUGGAAUCACCAAUGAACCAGUUCACUGGAUUAGAUUUUAGUGCUGUAAUUGAUGGAUUGGGCUCGUAUAGUCUUAAUUCAUUUGUACUUGAGGCUUGUACAUCAGCCAAUUGUGGUACUAGUGAUCCUGUGAGUGUCAGAACUGGAGAAGCUCCACCUGAUUUUCAACCACCUCCAAAUAUUAAUGCAAUAAAUUCUACAAGUCUUAAUGUAUCCUGGAAUGCACCCUCACAGCCAAAUGGAAUCAUUAUUAGGUACGAGGUCCGUCAGCGUGUCUCUCCAUUCUCUGAUGAUGGGGUACUGAUCAGAACCAUUGCUCCUCCAUUAAUGACAUCAGUGGUUGUUAGUGGGUUGGAUCCAUUCAUUUCUUAUCAGUACAGUAUACUGAGUUAUACUAGUGCUGGUGGAACACAGAGUGAUUGGAAUGAGGGAACAACAAGUGAAGAAGAACCUGAAGAUAUUGUAGAUCCUGUGGCAUUUGUUCUCAGUUCUACUGAGAUAGAAAUCAGUUGGAAGUCUCCAGCCACUCCCAAUGGGAACAUAACACAAUAUCAAUUGUUCAUUAGAUUCUCAAAUGGAUCCACUUCAAGUCUACAUAAUGAUACACAGCCAGGAUCAUACAAUGUAUCUGGACUCUCUCCAUUCACUCAAUACCAAUUCUACAUACUUGUGUGUAACAGUGCAGGCUGCACGUCCAGUAACUUAAUAGCAAGCACUACACUUGAUAGUGUACCACAGGGUUUAAGUCCACUAGUCAUUGAAGUAGGAGAGUUUAUAAGUAUAACACUGAGUCCUCCUGCAGUCCCUAAUGGUGCUAUUAUUGCAUAUAACAUCACCAGAAGAAGGCCCAGUUUGCUUCCUUCUCCUCUUGACAGAGACCUUGGCAUAUCUUUCCAUGGGACUGGCUAUUCAGAGUUCUCUCCUAAUUUUGAUGGCCUUUCAGGUGCCUCAACAAUCAUUACAAUGAUGUUUAAGACCAGUCAACCAAAUGGACUCCUCGCAUAUUCCAUUGAUGCAGCCAAGUCUGACAUAUUGGCCAUUGAGCUCCGAGGGGGAGUUCCCUGGUUUGUGUUUGAUAUGGGAACAGGUCCGGCUGCCAUAAGGAUAAACGAAAAUAUCACAUUCAAUGAUGGACAGUGGCACAAGCUAGUUGCAAGGAGGACCGGUAGGAGUGGUGCUAUAACACUGGAUGAUACAUACACUAGCUCUGGUGACUCCAUUGGCUCACACACUUUCCUUGGACAGCCACAAGUGUUUUACAUUGGAGGAGUACCCAGUAAUGCAGCACUUACCUCUAUUAAUGGCCAACUGAAUCCUAAUGCUACUCUUGAUGGGAGUAGCUUCAUUGGCUGUCUUCAUGGAGUGAAGGUUGCAACAACAAAUUCUGAGAAUAUUCUAGACUUUACUGAGCAAAUAGGCGGCACUGGUGUAAGCUCUUCCGGCUGCCCUAUUAAUAUAGAGGAAGGACCAGUUUCAUUCACUGGCAGUGGCUUCCUUGCUACAACUGGCCUUGCUUCACCUGGGUCCUCUUCAUUCACUCUCUCUCUGUCAUUCAGGACAAGAUCCACAUCUGGGCUAUUGCUAUUUGCCUAUGGAGUUGACAGUCACAUAGUAAUCGAGCUAAAGAGCUCUGAUGUUGUGCUAAGACUUAAGGGAACAGGAAUGAGUGAGAUUAUGGCAUCAACAGAUGGAAUCUCUCUUCCACAGGAGCUCUGCAAUGGACGGUGGCAUACUAUUCAGUUAUCUAAAGAGUCUGAUGGAGUUAUCAUGAAUAUUGACGGUGUCCUUGUCUCAAAAGCGUUCCCAAGUCUCAGUCUUGAUCUAUCUUCCCAUUUAUAUGUAGGUGGUGUCUCCAUACCGUCAGCUGCUUAUAGCGUGUACACUAGCAGAGUAACCAGUGAUCCUCUCUACCUUUUCAGUGGCUGCUUAAGAAAUGUCAUAUUUAAUGAUAAUUCCAUUAACUUGAAUGAUUUUGAAAGCCAGAAAGAUACUAGUUUUUUGGGUUGUGAGUAUUCUACUGGCUCUGUAAUGCCUUCUUGUGAACAAGAUACUGUAGUCUUCACCAGGUCUGCUGAGUCUACUGAAUUCAAUGAUUCGACUAUCAAUGCUUUUACUGAGUACAUUUAUCAAGUUAGUGUUGGUAAUUCUGCUGGGAAUUCUUUCAGUGGCUGGGUUGCUGUUGUAUCAGAAGGAUCAGCUCCACAAGGUGUACCCUCCCCUGCUGUGAAAGAGGCAGAGAGAUCUUCUUCGACACUUUCAGUUGCAUGGGAGAGGCCCAGCACUCCAAACGGACUCCUCAUUCGCUAUGACAUCACGGCAUCACCUAUCCCCCAGUCUAUAAAUAGGAAGAAAAGGAACAGCCCGUCUAUGGUCACAGUUAACAUUAUUGCUCCCAAUCAGACGCUAGAAGCAGUCAUAACAGGAUUAUCCCCAGCUACCAAUUACUCCCUCGCACUCACAGCCUUCACUGAUUUUGGCUCCUACACUGGCCCAGUUGCAUAUGGACACACACUUGAGGAUGUACCAGAUGGUGUUCUACCUCCAGUAGUCACUGUUUAUAGUUCUACCUCAUUCCAAUUCAGUGUAUCCCCUCCUACACAACCAAACGGAAUCAUCAUACUGUACAGGAUCUAUGUCGGUAAUGAUCUUGUCCUAUCAUUCCCUCCCUCUCAGGAAACUAUCAUAGCUAGCAACCUCUCUCCAUUCACUAACUACACUCUUCAACUAGAGGCUUGUACUGCUGUAGGUUGUGCCAAUAGCUCUGACAUUGGCACUGCUAUGACCCUCAGUUCAGCUCCUGCUGGACUAACCGCGCCUUCUCUUACAGCUCUUAGUCCGACCAGCAUUGAAGCAACGUGGGAACCUCCCCUUUAUCCCAAUGGAAUCAUACUCUAUUAUACUUUAGUGCUGACGUCUGAUAACAGUGUAUUAUUUAAUGGCACUGAUACUCGAGCUACUCUUACAGGCUUGUCUCCCAAUACUGUUUAUAGCUACAAAGUGACUGCUCAUAACAUUGCUGGAUCUGUCAGUAGCAAUGUCUCCAGUGUAUUGACACUUGAAGACGUACCUGAUCAGAUACGUCCACCUAUUGUGACUGUCCUUAGUGCUCGCUCUCUUAAUGUCUCAUGGCAAGAACCUUUACAGCCAAAUGGGAACAUAAUCAAUUACACGUUAUUGUUAGACAGAGAUCCUGUAUUCUCUGGGCUUCAGUUUCAAUAUACUUUAAAUGAUCUUCAACCUUAUACACAGUAUGAGGUAUCAAUACAAGCAUGCACUGCCAAAGGCUGCAGUGAGAGCAGUAGAGUCUAUCAAACUACACCCGAGGCACCUCCAGAAGGCUUUAAUCCUCCUACAAUAACUUCAGUUACUUCUAAUUCUUUUACAGUUCUCAUUAGCGAAGUGAGCAGUCCUAAUGGUCUUGUGUACUAUGGUCUGAAUGUAACUGGAGAGUUUCGAUUGGAUUCUGUGGAGCAUCAGAGUUCUUAUGAGACUCGUUUGGUUUUCAAUAGCACUAUGAUUGGAGAGAGUGUUGUUGUAUCGGAUCUCCUUCCUUUUACUGAGUAUGACCUGGUGGUUGUUAUUGUUAAUGUUGCUGGUGAUCUAAUUGGGGAUGCUGUCAAUGUUACCACUGAAUCAGCAGUGCCCGAGAAUCAAGGCCCUCCGUCUCUUUCUCUCAUUUCUCCAACAACUAUCAGGGUCUCGUGGUCGCCUCCUCUUUAUCCCAAUGGACUAUUAACUAACUAUACACUGAUACUCACACCUUUAUCUGGUGGUUCUACACUAUCAAACACAUACCCAUCCUCUGAUAGUCUCACUGCUGAUAUCAGUGAUUUAUUACCAUUCACUAACUACAGUGUUAGCAUACAGUCUAAUAAUACCAUUGGGGGCAGCAAUUUGAGUGAUAUCAGUAUCAUCCUCACUGGAGAAAUAGCUCCAGCUGAGUUUGAUCAUCCCACUGUUCUAUCAAAGACUCCAUAUUCACUAUACAUAUCUUGGGAUCCACCCACUAGUCCUAAUGGACGCAUACUCAACUACACUAUAGAGCUCAGUGGAUCAGAGACAGUAGAUACUCUAUUCGUCAACAGUGAAACCCAAUUGGUCUACAAUAUAACUCAAUUGAGCCCGUAUACAGUAUAUAAUUUCAGUGUCACUGCAUGUAACAGUGCUGGCUGUAUUGACAGUCCUUUCUUUGAAGACAUUACUGGUGAAGCAGCUCCACUGGAUGUCCCUCCUCCUACGCUGGUAGCCACCACAACAGGUUUUGUUAUAAUUAGAUGGAGUGAGCCAGGUCAGCCUAAUGGAGUCAUUAAUGAGUACACAAUAUACAAAGCAUUGCUCAACUCAUCGUUCUCUUCACUGGCCACUGUGGAGUUUAAUGAGACAUUCUAUUAUGAGGACUCUGAUGUUAUGCCGUAUACAAGAUACCAGUAUUAUAUUGAGGCUACUAAUAAUGCUGGCUCAACUGCUAGUCAGCCAAGAACAGUCACUACUGCUGAAGCAGUUCCUGAGAAUGUCCCAGCUCCUGAUCUUGAGCCUCUCUCCUCGUCCUCUAUUCUCCUAACAAUCUACCCACCAGGCACUCCUAAUGGUGUCAUCAAUGAAUACCGUGUAACCAGACAAUGGGGACUAUCACUACAGCAUACCUUUACAAUAUCAGUCAAUGAUGUAUCAGUCAUAAAUUACACUGAUACAUCACUCACUCCUUAUACUAACUACUCAUACACUGUAAUGGCUUGUAAUGGUAUUGACUGUGCUACUGGUCCUUCUGCUGCUGCCCUCACACUUGAGGCCCCUCCGACAGAAGUACUCCCUCCAUCCACUAGCCUUGUCGGUGAUGAAUACUCAAUUUCUGUUACUUGGAUGGAGCCUGCUCAGCCUAAUGGAGUGCUUAUUGAAUACAGGAUCAUUAGAUCAGAGCUAGGAUUUGAGGCAAUGGUAGCUGGCCAGUCAAACUGUUGCAAUGAUUAUGUUACUAAUGGUGCUUUGGGCAAUAACUGCACUGUAGUCUCACAGGUGUCUCCUCCAUCAACUAGCCUUACUGAUCUUGAGUUAUCUCCUUACUCUUAUUACCAGUAUUGUGUCAUUGCUGCUACUAAUGGUGGAUCCACUCCUAGUAAUUAUUCGUCUCCUCUCAGAACAGCAGCUGCUAUGCAGCCGCUAACUGGUCCUACCCCAACCGCCAUUCCUUUAAAUGCAACGUCUAUACAUGUCUCAUGGUCUCCUUUGAGUGUUGAUCUGCUAUUGGGCCAAUUAGAGGGUUACUCGUUAACUUAUUAUAGCGAUGGUGGUGAGGCUCUGACAGUAGAUGACAUUGAAGAUGAAAGUUAUACAAUCACUGGACUGGCUGCCAGCACACUUUAUUAUAUAUCAGUCAAUGCCAGUAAUGGACAAGGCACUACCUCUGGGCCUACCAUCAGUGUAACCACAUUGGAUGGAAGACCAGCUGGCGUUAUCCCUCCUAUUGUGAUAUCACUCAAUGCUACCAGUUUAAUUAUUUAUUUUAAUGAACCUCAGACACCUAAUGGAAACAUCAUUCUAUACUCUGUGAUACUUAAUAGUGUUGCUAUACAUAACCAGUCAUAUCCAGGCAGUGUGACAGUGACUGGUUUAAAGCCAUACACAGUCUACACUGCACAACUUGAGGUCUGUACUUCAUUUGGUUGCAAUGAGAGCAGCCUCUCUAGUAACAGGACUCUUGAAGCAGCUCCUGUUGGUUUUGCAUCUCCAGUUGUUACUGUAUUGGAUCCUUACUCUGCUUUCAUUUCGUGGAGUCACCCGCUACAAGAGAAUGGUAUAGUGACGGAGUAUCAAGUCUACCGGAGGAUCAGUGUACCUUGUUCUAAUGGUAACACUGGUACUUGUUACAAUAGUACACUCCUAGUUACUGAAGACAGACAAUCGAUCAAUUAUACUGCAACUGGCCUGACUCCUGCCACUCAGUAUGGUUUCUCCAUAACAGCAGUCAACGGAGGAGGGAGUACUACUAGUGGGUUCACUACAGUCACUACCGAUGAAGCUCCUCCUUCCUUUGUUCUUGCUCCAACAGUGAGUCCAGUAUCAUCCAGUGAGCUGCUAGUAACGUGGGUAGCUCCCCCUGAGUCUAACGGCGUCAUUACUUCUUAUUCUCUUUUUAUUGAUGGUGUGCUUGAGUUUGGGCCCUCUCUGUCCCUCUCUUACGCUGCCUCUUCUCUUGAUCCAUAUUCCCUAUAUUCAUUCACUGUACAAGCUUGUACUAGUCCUGGGUGUACUAACAGUUCCGUCUCCACUGGUAGGACUCUCGAGGCUCCACCUACUGGUUUUGAUGAUCCAGUAAUAUUAGAGACAGCCUCAGAUUCUUUCCUUCUCUCUUGGUUGCCUCCUAGCGAUCUCAAUGCUGCUAGCGUCCAUUAUGAAGUGUAUUAUUCUGAUGAUUCGUUGAUAGUCAAUACAACCCUAACCAGUUAUAACGUCACUGGUCUUCUUCCUUUCACUAACUAUUCCUUAUAUGUUAGUGCAUGUAACAUCGCCGGUUGUACAAUUAGUGAAGUCGUAUCUACACUAACUGACGAGUCUCUUCCUGUGGGUGUGUCUAUAAUGAUGAUUAAUGCUCUCUCGUUUGAUCAAAUUGAAAUGUCCUGGUCUCCACCCACUCAUGCCAACGGUAUCAUAUUAAAUUACGUCUUAAGACGUGACGGGGAUUUAGUGUUUAGUGGAUUAGCUCUCAGUUAUACUGAUACUAAUCUUGUAGGUGGAGUUUCAUACUCGUACACACUAGAGGCUGUUAAUAGUGCUGGUGGAACCACCAGUCAACCCAUCACAAUCACUACGCCAACUUCAAGUCCAACUGGUAUAAAGUCUCCAAAUACAAGAGUCAUCAGUAGCUCAGCCAUAUACGUGGAGUGGGCCGAGCCUGAGAAAGCAAAUGGUAUAAUAUCGUCGUAUCUUGUGUAUGUGAAUGGCAAUCCUGUAUUCAAUGGAUCAUCAUUCAAUCACACAGUAACUGGUCUGUCUCCUUUUACAACAUACUCGAUACGUGUUGAGGUCUGCACUGUACAGGGAGAUUGUGGUAGCAGUCCAUCUGUCAGUAACACUACACUGCAGUCCGUGCCUAGUGGACUGGUAGCACCGACUGUCCAGUCUCUAUCGGAUAGCAGUAUAAUGGUCUCGUGGUCGGCACCAUCGUCCCCUAACGGUAUCAUAAGGUUCUAUAGGAUUAGACGGAGACUAGCUGAGAAUCCUCUAGCUGUUUUAAUUGCGUAUGCCGGUGGUCCUAAUGUCUUUACUGUCACUAAUCAGGGUCUCUCUCCUUUUACACGUUACGAGUAUCAGCUUGUUGUUGUUAAUGAUGCCGGUUCCUCCCUUAGCUCAUGGGCAGAGGUGACAACACUUGAAGCUCUCCCGGCUAAUGUCACUGCUCCUACGUUCUCCGCAGUGUUCCCGUACAAUGUCACUGUCAAUUGGGAGGCUCCCCUUUAUCCUAAUGGCAUAAUAACCCAGUAUCAGGUGUUUUAUAGACAAUUGAUAGGUAGUUUCAUGCUGGCCGAUACUCUUACUGGAGAUACUACCGAGACUGUAGUCACUGGUCUACAGCCUUAUACUCCGUAUGAUUUCAAGAUAAGAGCAAUGAACAGUGCUGGUAGUCAGAAUAGCACCAUUGAGGUAGUGAUCACGUCAGAGGCAGCUCCUGAGAACCUUCAACUGAUUUCUCUCGUGACGAGGACUAGUGAGUCCCUGACAUUGACUUGGUUGCCUCCUCUCAAUCCUAAUGGUGUCAUCAGACAGUAUGCUCUCUUCUUGAAUGGCUCUGAAGAGUAUCGUGGAGUCGUCUCUUAUUAUACCAUCACUCGUUUAAAGUCUUUCACUGGUUACUCUAUACAAUUGGAGGCUUGCACAUCAGCUGGUUGCACAAGAGGCCCCACUCAAGGUUUUACGACAGCAGAGAGUGCACCUGUGGGUCAACCCGCUCCCUCUUUCACGUCACUUACCUCAAGAUCAGUCAGACUCAGUUGGGGCCAGCCCCUGCAGACCAAUGGUAUCAUAAGAUCCUAUGAAGUAUUCAGAAUGCAAGUCAAUGAACUACAACAAGUUAAUGGUACUGGUAAUGCACUCCUGGUAUACAAUACUAAUAAUGUAGCUUCACGAGUAUAUACUGACAGCAGUCUAUCUCCUUACACUGGUUACCAGUAUGCUAUUAGAGCUAAUAACUCUGCUGGUUCAUCCAUCAGCUCAUUUGUGUACAUACAAUCACUUGAGGAUAUACCAGAGGGUGUCACUGGACCAAGUGUCAUUGUACUAGGCACUAGUGACAUUAGAGUGUCCUGGGAUAGACCAGACUAUCCUAAUGGAGUAAUAUCAGUCUAUAAUGUAUAUCGGGCCAGCCCUUCUCUUGUCGCUACUGAAGCAUACUCUGGACUCAAUAGGUUUUUCACAGACACUGGUCUUAGCCCUUAUACAAUGUAUAAUUACACAGUGGAGGCUUGCACUGUUAUAGGUUGUGCUAACAGCUCCUCGGCCUUUAAUGUCACUGAUGAAGCAAUACCCGAAGGAUUCACUGUCCUAGUAUUGAGUGCAAUAUCAAACUCCGUCAUAUCUGUUAGCUGGGAGGCACCAGCAUACCCCAAUGGUAUUAUCACCACAUACAUUGCUAGUAUUACCUCACCUAUCAAUAUAACCAUACCAACUACUUCUACCACUCAGAGAUUCACUAAUCUCCAACCAUUCACCAAUUACACUGUAUCAGUACAAGCAUGUACUGUAAUUGGUUGUACUAGUGUUGGCCCAAGGACUGUACAGACACUAGAGUCCAUACCAUUCCUUAUAGCUAGCCCCGUCCCCUCUCCUCUGAGUCCUACAUCAGUAUCAAUCGUUUGGUCUCCUCCUGCAGUUCCUAAUGGCGUCAUUAUAAGAUAUAUCCUACGUCGCAAUGAGUCUGUUGUUUUUGACGGUAAUAGUCUCUCGUUUACUGACUCUCCCCUCCUACCCAAUCAAGUGUACUCGUACGACAUUCAAGCCUUCACUAGUAUUGGAGGAGGCGAUAGGAGCUCGUUGAGUUUUAUUACCAUGCCUUCUGACACACCCACAGGCAUAGCUCCACCCACUGUAUCAGCCGUAAGCUCAACUGCUAUAUUAGCCAGUUGGACUUCUCCAUCAACUCCUAAUGGAGUCAUACAGAGAUACAUACUGUACUUAAUGGAGGGAGAUACUGAAGUGGUUGCUUAUAACAGCACUGGAAUGAGUCAUCUGGUAACUGGCCUAUCUGUAUAUACCUUGUAUCGGUUUAGAAUUGAAGCAUGUACAACUACAUGUGGUUCUAGUGCUUAUAGUAACGAGACGACACGUGAGGCCGCACCCAUUGGUCAGAACGGCCCCACCUUGCUAGCCUUUGAUAAUGAGACUGUGUUGGUCACAUGGGACCCUCCCACGUCACCUAAUGGGGUCAUUACCUUGUACUCUAUACAAAGACGGCAAGUCCUUGGGGUUAAUUUUUAUGGGACAGUCAUUAGUAUUGCUACACAUCUCUCACCAACGACUCAGCAAUUCUUGGACGAAGACGAAAUACUUGAGCCAGCUCUCACCUUUCAGUAUCGUGUGAGUGUAGCUAACUCAAUCGGGAGCAUUACCAGUGAUUAUGUAGAUGUGACAUUACCUGAUGCACCUCCAGAGGGUGUCUCUGCUCCUGUCCUCGUUAAUAAAACAUUUAGUAUGAUUUCUGUCUCGAUAAAUCCUCCAUCAAAACCCAAUGGACUCAUUACCCAGUAUAUUCUCCACAGCACUAGCUUCUCCUCAAUGACUGUGCUACCAUCCUCGCAAUCAGAGACAGUUUAUUUUGUUGUAUCAGAUCUCAGUCCAUACACAUCUUACAGCAUGUACAUUGAUUCAUGUACUAGUGCAGGGUGCACUUCAAGUGCUAGUAUCAGCGUGAGGACUGAGGAAGACGUGCCCACUGGUCUUGCUCCUCCUGUUCCAACUGUAACGGGUUCAACUAGCAUUAGGUUGGACUGGUCUAGCCCUGUUAAUCCUAAUGGAGAGAUUACUAGUUAUUCCCUUUGGUUCAAGUUACCUUGCCCUCAGCCACAAGUCUAUCCAGUGGCUACCACCUGCUCUGAGACAGACUAUCAGUUCCUUGUCUCUACCUCUCAACUCUCCUACGAGUUCACUGGUCCUCCUCAUCCCCUCCCACUCAGCACAUAUCAGUUCAUACUGCAAGCAGAGAACAGCGUAGGAAGAGUUAACUCAACUGCCUCUGAUACUGCCACAACACUUGACGACUUGCCUGAGGCUAUUAGUACUGUUUCCUUUACUAUCUAUUCUCACAAUCAAUCUGUUGCUCUCAACUGGGCCAGCACGUUUAGACUCAACUCUGUUCUCACUCACUUCAUUGUCAUUAGGGAUGGGUUCUUCCUCCUCCAGGGAACCCAAACAUACGCUGUAUUUGGAAACCAACCUGUGGAAAGAAUGUUGCAGUUUUCAGUUAAAGCAGUGACAGCAAGAGGUGAAGUAACAAGCCCAUCGCUUCCUCUCCUAAUACCAGGACUCAAUACUGCUUCUUCAACUGCCACUACAGCAACAACCAGUACAACUCCAACAGUAAGCGGUACUGAUCCUCCCACUGAUGAUACUCCAGUCUACGAGAGGCUCCCUUUCAUUAUUGGGAUGGUGAUACUUGCACUCAUCAUUUGUUUCGUUGGAUUUCUGGUCCUCUUGUGCUUUAUAAGACCAAAGAACAGAGGAGUGACAGAGAAGUAUGAUAUAUUGAGUGGAGAGUCGAGACAGACCUCACCUGUUCGUGACGACGGGACUGUGAGAGCUAGUUGUGGCCCAAUAUAUGGUGGAUCCAGACUAACACCUUCUCCUAAUUAUAAUGAUACAUUGAAGAGCAGUCCUGAGCAUUAUCAGACCCAAGCUGGCCAUUCCUCCACACGAAUGAAGUCUUACUCUCCAUCCAAAGUGGCCCUGCUCGACCAGAGCUUUGAUGAAGGAGAUAUACCACUGCAAGAUACACACAUUGCAAGACUAUCAAAGAUUGAUCUAUCUCCUGAAAGUAUUUUAGGCCCCCCUCCACCGGGUCCUGAACAGGAUGUGCCCCCCAAUGAUGAUAUUGUCCCAUUGCCCUCAACACAAGACAUAUCACGUGACACUUCAGUAGUUAGUUAUUCACCCAGUCCUCCCCCUCCUCCUCUUACCCCCCUACCAGAAGAUGACGCAUUCAUGGAUACAAAAAUAUAGAGAAUGA
Amphimedon queenslandica is the source of this 14817-nucleotide messenger RNA. Its product is annotated as usherin-like. The record is from RefSeq and is a predicted model, not a curated record. The coding region runs from base 153 to 14810 and encodes 4885 amino acids. Gene Ontology annotation, molecular function: protein binding. Lineage: Eukaryota; Metazoa; Porifera; Demospongiae; Haplosclerida; Niphatidae. The transcript is spliced from 34 exons.